Molecule: messenger RNA, 426 nt
Organism: Trematosphaeria pertusa
Lineage: Eukaryota; Fungi; Ascomycota; Dothideomycetes; Pleosporales; Trematosphaeriaceae
Exons: 1
Coding region: 1-426 (141 amino acids)
Source: RefSeq, a predicted model, not a curated record
AUGACUCUCCCGCAGCCCGGAUAUGUUAGGCCAGCUUCCGUCGCGUUGCCCAAGCCCCGGAAGCGGACGCUCACAGGACUCCUGGUUCUUGCCUUUUUCAUACCUCCGCUCGCUUUGUACCUCGAUGGCGCAUCCGGCAUUUGCGUCAUCGUCAAUCUCGUUGUAUGGGGCAUCAUCUUCUUUCCGGCCGGAAUCAUUCACGCCUUCGUCUACCUUCUACGGUCGCAGGAAAGGCGCAAUAUGUCACGACCCAUGCGGUACCGGCUGUGGGCCCGGAGCGCUGAGGGCACGAGGCCACUGGAAGAGGCGCCGAAAUCUCCAGCGCUGUUGUUUGAGCGCGAAGAGUCAAGGGCACUCACAGCACACCCUUCAUAUGCCUCUCCAACUGGGCCAGAGGACAAUCCAUUCAAAGACCCGAUUGCAUAA